UUGUGGGCACCUUUGGGGACGACCUGGCCCAGUUGCCUUUCCUGACCAUGUGCAUCAAGGAGAGUCUGCGGUUGCACCCCCCGGUCACAUCCAUCUUCCGCUGCUCUACCCAGGACGUCUUGCUCCCAGAUGGCCGGGUCAUCCCCAAAGGUGUUGUCUGCCUCGUUAGUAUUUUCGGGAUCCACCACAACCCAUCCGUGUGGCCAGACCCUGAGGUAUACAAUCCUUUCCGCUUUGACCCAGAAAACAUCAAGGAAAGGUCUUCCCUGGCUUUUAUUCCCUUCUCCGCGGGACCCAGGUGAGGUGGGGAUGAGGUGGUGAGGGCAGGGGCCUGGGCCUGAGAUCC
Messenger RNA from Herpailurus yagouaroundi (jaguarundi), 346 nucleotides. RefSeq names its product cytochrome P450 4F1-like. Gene Ontology annotation, molecular function: monooxygenase activity; iron ion binding; heme binding. The record is from RefSeq and is a predicted model, not a curated record. The transcript is spliced from 3 exons. Bases 48 to 302 code for a protein of 84 amino acids. Lineage: Eukaryota; Metazoa; Chordata; Mammalia; Carnivora; Felidae.